AUGACUUCGAGAGAUUUACAUCAAGCAAUCAUCGACGGAAAUUUCACCACUGGCAGACGAUACAUUGGGCGAUGUUCAAUGGUUUUCCGAGGCAAGAAAGCCUGUCACGUGGCCUGUGGAGAUACUUAUACAAAGCGCGGUACGACAACAGUCCAGUUUCUCGAGUCGCUGGAAUCGAACGGAGCCGACCUCGAAGACCCAGACGAAGAUGGAUUCACAACGCUUUUACUCGCCGCGCUCUUUCACUGCGACCCUGGCCCUGUCGUCGCCUUCCUCAAUUCAAAGGUGCCAGCCGUCGUCGACAAAACUGAUAAAACUGGACGCAACGCUCUUCAUCUAUUAGCGCUGAAUGAAAAGCUAAAAGCCACGGUUCAUAAGUUCAAAUUGUUCAGUAGUCGCUCUCGAAGGAAUGAGUGA
Messenger RNA from Oikopleura dioica, 417 nucleotides. NCBI's taxonomy places the organism in Eukaryota, Metazoa, Chordata, Appendicularia, Copelata, Oikopleuridae. The record is from the annotation of a GenBank genome assembly.